UAAGCUCCUCCCCCGCUGACAUUGGAGCCGUCGACGAGGAAGACAGUAGGGUGGUUUGUGUUUUCAGUUGUUCUCACUCCAAACACAUUUAGCGAGCCAUGGACGAUUUUGAUAUGCUCAGUGCCCCUCAAGGAAGCGCAGGAAACGGUGUGGGGGCAGACGAGGACCCGGCGGCAGCAUUUCUGGCCCAGCAGGAGAGUGAAAUCGCGGGCAUCGAGAAUGACGAGGGCUUCAGCAUCCUGGACAGCGGAGAAGUGCCUUCAUCCCUGAGCCAAGACCCCGACGGUGGAGCAUUGAAUGGAGAUCUGCACGGGGAGAGUAACGGUCCUUCAGAUGUGUAUGCAGCCAUCUCCAGUGUUGAUCGAUUGCAGGCAGAGCCGGAGAGCUUGAGGAAGUGGAGAGAGGAGCAGCGUGAGAGGCUGGAGCAGCUUGAUGCUAACUCCCGUAAGCAGGAGGCAGAGUGGAAGGAGAAAGCGAAGCUGGAGCUGGAGGAGUGGCACACCAGGCAGAACGAGCAGCUGGAGAAGACCAAAGUCAACAACAGGGUGCUGGAUGAGGAUUUCUACAAACAACCCUUCGCUGAUCUGAUUGGUUAUGUAACUCACAUUAACCAUCCUUGCUACCGCCUAGACCAGGCGGCCGAGGAAGCCAUGGUGUCUGAGCUAGAUGAAAACAGUCCCGGCACGGAAUGGGAGCGCGUGGCACGCCUUUGCGAUUUCAACCCCAAGUCUAGCAAGCAAGCCAAGGACGUCUCCCGCAUGCGUUCUGUCCUCAUCUCUCUUAAACAGGCCCCGCUCGUUCGCUAAGCUCCGCCUCUGGAGUCUUCAAAACCACAAGUCCCAGCAGCCAUUGGGUUUCACAACGUUGAGUGAUUCCUUUGUGGUCCUAUCCCAAUGGCUUUGUGCUCAAUUACCAUAUAUAAAUAAUCUAUAUUAUAUUAUAGCAUAAUAUGAUAUGGGUAUAUCUAUAUAUGUUUAUAUAUUUCAUCUAUAAAUAUAUACAUAUAUAUAACAAUGUUCAGAUUGUUUUUAUUUUUGGUGUCUAUUUUAAGGACCAAACUCCAUGUUCAUUUUUCCUUGUAGAGACAGUGUGUGUGGCAUUGUGACACUAUCAAUCUAUGCAUUUCCCUCAUAAACUGUUCGGGAAUACAGUACUAAACGUCUUGUGUAUGUUGUAUACAGAUGGUGGAUAUUAGCCUGUGUGUGUAACUAUGUACAUAAAGACUGGUCCUCUACACUUCAGUGUGAGAUUAUGUCACAAGUUGUUGAAGAACUGAGCUGUACCCCAGUGAAUAUCGCCUCACGUUGUCCAUUCUGUUUCAGUAUGAUUAAACACAUUUGAAAUGUUAA
Messenger RNA from Cyprinus carpio (common carp), 1349 nucleotides. RefSeq names its product clathrin light chain A-like. The record is from RefSeq and is a predicted model, not a curated record. The transcript has 7 exons. Gene Ontology annotation, molecular function: clathrin heavy chain binding; structural molecule activity. Gene Ontology annotation, cellular component: synaptic vesicle membrane; postsynaptic endocytic zone cytoplasmic component; plasma membrane. Gene Ontology annotation, biological process: clathrin-dependent endocytosis; clathrin coat assembly; intracellular protein transport. Bases 99 to 806 code for a protein of 235 amino acids. Lineage: Eukaryota; Metazoa; Chordata; Actinopteri; Cypriniformes; Cyprinidae.